AUGGCUACGACUCGGAACUGCAACUGGCAUCAAGUCAACCCCGGUGUUUGGCAACGCCAUAUCGACGAAAUCGAACAAUUCUACUCAACCAUGGUUAUCCUCUACGAAGGAAGCGGUCGUAUGUUCUUUGGGAUGACGGGACAUGUCUCGCUCUCCAUCAAGACCACCACAGAUUUGUCGCAAGAUGAUGCUGAACGUGCGGUUGACGAAGCUUUGAGAAAGGCAUGGCUUGCACUUCGACACGCUCACCCUACACUUGCAUCACAAGUUACUCAGGACUUUGAGUCAGGCGAGUGGAUCAAGACUUAUAGAGAGCUGCGGAGCGGAACAGAUAAGGACGCUUGGUUGGAGAGGACUCUUGUCCAUAUCUCCAGUGGUCAGACUGGGAAUCAGUGGGCCAACUCAGAUCCUCCUGCGCCAAAGCUCCCAACUAUGUUUGUUUUACAUCUUCCUGCUGAGCGCGAUGAUGAUGGAUCUGUGAGCGUCCGCCGAGACCUUGUCUUCCGUUCUCCUCACGACAUCAUCGACGGCAUCGGAACUCUCAUGAUGCUCAACAACUUCAUAUUCCUCGCAUCAGAAGCUUAUGAAAAGGGCAAUACCUAUGAGCCUCCAGCGCUCGACGGCAGUGAGAGUUCAAACUUGAGUCCAUCCUAUCGAAUCGCAGCUCAAAUUCCCGAAACUCCUGAUCCGGCUCAACUGGAUAGACUCAAACAGAUGGCAGCUCAAAAAGCCGCUGCCGCUUCGGAUCCUAGCGUGGAAGUUCUUGCGCUUCCUUAUCGACAGGGCGAUCUACUUCCAGGUCGUCACCAGCGCUUGGCACUGACUCUCAACAGAGAGGAAACGCAAAAGCUACUCAAGGCGUGCAAGAUGGUUGGAGCUACGCCGACGCAUGUCUUCCAUGCUGCAGCUGCUAUGGUCGUUCGAGACCUACAAGAUAAACCAGCCACGACCAAGAAAGUUCGGUACAUAAACUACAUCCUACGCAACGAGCGCUCCAGCUGUCAAGAACCAUAUAGCACAGCUCAACAUCCAGCAUCAGUCUACCAUUCUGUCUCUGGCCAAAGCCUCGUCGUCGACAUGGAUCUCCACCCAUCUUCCACAAAACCAAACCGCAAAACGGAAUUCCUCUCCAUUCUUGAAACCGUCAAAGCCUUCUAUCUCACCGUCAAGCAAGACAAAGAAUUCUACCUCCUCGCUCCAACGAUGUUCUCCCAGGCUACACCAGCUCUACCCUCCGGUCCUCGUCCCCUUCCAGUCCCGGAGCCAAAUGCUCAUCCAUCUGUAUCUAUCUCGAGCAUGGGACGUACUGAUACUAUCGUGGCGCUGAACACGGGGGCGUUUGAGGCGAGAGAUCCGUGGGUUACGGGUGAAGAGCUCGGAAAUGGGCUGGGUUUGUUUCUUGGUACGUUUCGAGGGGAGUUGUGUUUGAGUGCAGCGUAUAAUGAUGCUUGGCAUACGGAGUGGGAUGUGAAAGAGUAUCUGGAGCGUUGUAAAGAUGUUGUGUUUUCGGGUCUUGGGAUUAGUGAGCCAUGA
Messenger RNA from Fusarium tjaetaba, 1533 nucleotides. RefSeq lists its product as uncharacterized. Lineage: Eukaryota; Fungi; Ascomycota; Sordariomycetes; Hypocreales; Nectriaceae. The transcript has a single exon. The record is from RefSeq and is a predicted model, not a curated record. The coding region runs from base 1 to 1533 and encodes 510 amino acids.